AUGCCAUCUCGACAGGCCUCUCACUCUGGAUCAUGGUACUCAGACAGUGCCCGUACCCUGGCCCGUCAGCUGGAUGGCUGGCUAGCGCAGGUGCCAGACACGAUGGAGAAGGUUGGCUCGCUGCCAACUCCAGGAGCCAGAGUGAUCAUCGCACCGCAUGCGGGGUAUUCAUACUCGGGGCCCUGCGCGGCCUACGCAUACAAGGCACUGGAUCUCUCCAAAGCAAAGCGAAUCUUCAUUUUGGGACCGUCACACCAUGUCUCACUCGCAACGCUGGCUCUUCCAACACUAACUUCCUACCGCACCCCUCUCUCCGAUGAGCCCCUUCCGCUAGACACGGAGCUGAUUACCCAGCUUUUCGAAACCCAGGCAACCAAACCGAAUGGGACAAAGAUUAGAUUCACAACUAUGUCACGUUCGGUUGAUGAAGACGAGCACAGCAUCGAGAUGCACCUGCCCUACAUCCACCGCUUGCUUCAGCUCCAAUAUCCAGAUUCUUCGGCCUCUGAGUACCCACCUUUAGUCCCGAUAAUGGUCGGAAAUACCUCAGCUGCGACAGAGCAGGCAUUUGGGGCCCUCCUAGCCCCCUACCUGGCGGACCCAGAAAACGCCUUUGUGAUAAGUUCAGAUUUCUGCCACUGGGGUCUCCGAUUCCGCUACACCUACUAUGUUCCGCAAGCCCCCAGGCCAGGGCCACAACUCCCAUUAUCUGGUGAUAUACUUCCGCAACCUGGAAUGGCUGCAAGCAGCGUUCAUCAGGCCGUCGAUAUGGUUUCGCUUGGUCACUCCUUGCGGCAACGCGAUCGCAUCUCAAGUCGUGGACCUGCCAUUCACGAGAGCAUCUCAGCAUUUGACAUGGCUACCAUGGCUGCCAUCACGACAGGAUCUGCAAAGUCCUUUCUGGACAUAAUUGAACGCACGGGUAACACAGUUUGCGGGCGCCAUCCGAUCGGGGUAAUCAUGGCAGCCCUGGAAUUCAUCGCGGCAAGUUAUGCAGCUGAUCAGGAAGGACGCUUUUACUUCCUGCGGUACGAGCGUAGCUCAGAUGUAGAGGAAAUUGAUGACAGCUCAGUGAGCUAUGUCUCUGCCUUUGCUGUGCUUUAA
Molecule: messenger RNA, 1104 nt
Organism: Penicillium digitatum Pd1
Lineage: Eukaryota; Fungi; Ascomycota; Eurotiomycetes; Eurotiales; Aspergillaceae
Product: protein MEMO1
Source: RefSeq, a predicted model, not a curated record